UGUCGGAGGACUUCGGUGCGUUGUAGUCGGCCUGGACCCAGACAAGGGGCAGAUGAUGGCAUGACAUUUCAGAGAGUGGAAACAUCAAGCUGGAAACACUUCUUGUCGCCUCUCCUGCUCUGUAGGCAUCACUUUACUUCAUUUUAAGAUUCUCAGCCUGUUGCUUAAUGGUUGAACGUUACCACAAAGUUUGAGGGUUUAUCAAUCUGGAAUCUGGAUGUCAUCCGCUGACUGUUCUUAAUGACAGAAACAGUGCCUUCACAUUUCAAGACGUUUCAUUUACUUUUUGCAGCACGGGUUGUAUUUGCUUCUUUUCACAAAAAACGACAAAACGUUAUUUGCUCAGGGGGUGCCCAAACUAUUGCCUAGUCCGUAGAAUGACAUCGACUUCGAUCUUUUAUUUUGAAAUCCGGAAGUUGCGUGCACUGCGGAUUUGCUGUAGCUUAAUCGGAGCGGAGAUCGCUGUACUGGCGUACAUCGGAUUCGCAGAGGAUUUUAAUAUCCCGCAGCUGCUUGCAGAAGUCAUGGCGCUUAUGUGCUGCGAUGCUUGAUUGAAAAAUGUGGAAAAAUGUGAGAUAAUGUCGCGAACCUCCGAGCGAACGGCGACCCCCCUUUGCCGUUGCAGUACGGUUACCUUAAACCUCACAGUAGGAGCGCACUGAGAAUUUAAAGUCAGGUGGCUUUGACAGCUUCGCCGCAGUGCAAGAAGAAGUUUGUUGCAGCAACAUCAUAUGUCGCGGAGGCCGUUAGUUGGAGCGUAACGGGAAAAAGACCACAGGAAGGAGAACAGCCUGCAGAGUAGCAGAUGAAGUCCGGGGGAGCCGGACCUCCUGAUGGGGGGUAUGGCUGGGUGGUGGUCACGUCAGCCUUUUUCAUCAUGGGUCUUACUGCUGCUGUCCUCAAGAACUUCGGCAUCUUCUUCUUGGACAUCCAGAGUCACUUCGGAGUCCUGACCAGCACCACCUCCUGGGUCACCGCCACUACCAUUGCCAUGUUUCACCUAGGAGCUCCAGUAGCCAGUGCGCUGACCUUACAGUUUUCUCAGAGAGCGGUCAUCAUAGUCGGUGGCCUGCUGACUGCCUCUGGGAUGUUGUUGGCAUCUCUGGGCCUCAGUCUGCCCUGGCUUUACCUCACCAUGGGCAUCCUGCAAGGAAUUGGCAUUUCCUUCUCAUGGAUCCCUGCCAACAGCAUGGUGAGCCACUACUUUGUGAGGUGGCGUCCCAUCGCCUACGCCAUCGCCAGCUCAGGGGAGUGUGUCUUCGCCAUCAUGUUCAGCCCCUUCUUCCAGUGGCUCAUUGAGAUGUACAGCUGGCAGGGCACCUUACUCAUCAUUGGAGGCCUUCAGCUCAACCUUUGUGUCUGCGGCGCUCUCAUGAGACCUCUGGAGACGACCCAGGGUUCAAUCCAAGAAACCAAAGACUGUCUCGAAGGAAAUGCUGUUGUUCUCCCACCAAAGAGGAAGGUUAUCUUCCACUGCUCCCUGCUGAGAAAUCCUGAACUUUUACUCUACAUCCUGUUCGCCAUCUUUGCAGCGGCAGGUUUUUUCAUCCCACCUCUCUUUCUAGUGCCCUUUGCCAACAGUUUGGGGCUGGAUAAGUACUGGCCAGCCUCUAUCCUUUCUGUCAUGGCACUGGCUGACCUGGCUGGAAGGCUGAUCUGUGGUUGGGUAGCCAACAUGAGGCUGGUGAGGCACCUGCAGCUGCUCACCAUGGUGGUCACUCUUCUCGGGGUCAUGCUCCUGCUGCUGCCAAUCAGCCACAACUACUGGGCCAUCCUGGUCUUCACCUCGCUCUACGGCUUUCUGUUUGGCUGUGUGGUAGCCAUUCAUGUCACCUCCAUUGUGGACAUUGUAACCCUGGAGAGAUUCGACAGCGGACUGGGGAUCUUCAUGCUUUUCAGGAGCAUUGGUGGCUUCAUUGGUCCACCUGCUGCAGGCUGGCUGGUGGACGAGACAAAUGACUACAGCUCUGCCUUCUACUUCUCGGGCCUGUGCCUCAUUUCAUCUGCAGUGUUUGUCGUAAUGGUCGACUACCUGGUUGAGAGGAGAAAGGCCACGGAGGCUGAUGUUCAUCAGGCAAUCAGCCAACAGGAGGACUGGGAAACAGGAAAAGUCAAGUGAGAGUUGUUGCACAAGAUGUUUUUUCUUUUUUUUUUAAACUUGAAUGAGCCUGAGGGGUUUAUGUCAUUGAUAUAUGUCUUGCCAGAGAAGAUUGAGUACAUAGUUCUACCAGGGCCAACUCAGUUAUUGAAAACACAACUCUUUUGCAAGCAUCUUGAGGAACUUGUCUGUCAGACAAAGACAAUCCUGUAGUUUUUACAGCUUGCAAUUAGAUUUUUUUUAAGUAAACUUCCUUGAUCAUAGUAGUUUUAAAUUCUAGUUACAAGAUGUUGACACUGCAGCAUUCAAGCUUUCAUUGUCCCUUGGAGGCACAUUUUCUGAACAAAUGAACAGCCAGCGGGAUUAAGCUAAACUGUUAAAAAAAAAAAGAAAAAAGAAAAAGAAUGUUUAAAGGAUAAGGCUGACAAUAUUCUGUAUUUUACUGACACCAAAUCCCAUGAAAAGACCUAAACCAAAAACGUGAGACCUCUCUACCCUUUCUGUCUCAGCCGCAAGCCCAUUAGUUACCUCUGCCAAACAGGUUAUGUUUUCACCCAUGUCUAUUUGUGUGUUGGUUGGUUUGUUUGUUUAUUUGUAAGCAGGAUUAUCAAAAUUUGUUGGAGGGACGGGGCAUUGGCCAAGGUAGAACCCAUUAAAUUUUUAGCAUAGAUCCAGUAAUUUUUUAAUCACUUUCCUUAACUGGUCUAGUUCUAGUUAGAUAUAAAUUAUAUGUAUAUGAAUUUAUUCUGUUAAAAAAAAUCAUGUGGUUCAUUGAUGUGUUUUUCUUACAGCUUUUAUAAAAUAGAGGGGCUUAGAAAGAUGAAGUGUUUGGUUUUGGUCUUUUCAUGGGAUUUCUUUUUGGAAAAAUACAGACUAUCAGCAGACUUAUCCUUUAUACAUUUUUGCAACAGUAUGUGUGCAGUAUUACAGAUAAGUACUGAAUGAAUCAUUCAGGCAUACUUACUUUUUUGUCCCCUUAUAAUAGAGCCUUUUUAUAAUUUGUCAGCUGGACAUGUGGCUCUGUUUGGGUCCUCCUAAAGCUACAGGAGAGAAUUUCUGAGUAAGACCCAAUGCAUAAGUAUUUUCUAUUUUAUUACUUUCUUUUAAGCUAUAUGACUCCUGUAUGUCAACAAGGGUGUUAACCACAUGUGGGUCAGGUCACAGUGGGGAGCCAUAGUCUGUAAGGAAACUUUUCAGCUGUACAUAACUCAGGUUACUCUGAUAAAGUGGUGUUGAUUUUCUGUGUCACUGGUUGGCAGUGGCACUUAAAGGGCGUUCUUUGUUGCUGCAGUCAUGAUGUAGCUCUUAAGACUUGAAAUUAUUCAACUUGCCCAAUGAAAUCAGUUUUUCUAGUCAGUGGAGGUUGAAUGAGCUUUUAAGGAUAAUUUGAUCUCCAGAUAACUUUUAUUUUUUACUGAAGUACUGUAGUACCACUUUUCAUACGCACAGUCCCCAACUGCAAUGUUUUCUUUGUUUAAAAAUGGACGUACAGAGCCAUUUCAAGGAAUUUGUUUGAACAUUCUGUCAACGUAGAAUUAAUGGCUUCAUAUUACCUCUGUGUCUUCUAAUGUUUUAACUGACAUGAAAUUCAGUCUUAUUUUUUUAAAGGUUUGUGUCAAUAUAUCAGAUGUUUUGCACAUCACAAGUUCUGGUAGCAGUUAAAAACACAACAGUUAAAGAAAUAAAAUCACUGCACCAAUUUUAAAUGCAAGACUCUUAUGUCUGCCUUUUCCUGCCACCUAUAUUGUUUGUCAUAUCUGCCUCCAGCUCUCGUAAAGCGAAAGGCAAAUCCCAAACAGCCUGGUCAGGAGCUGCCUGCUGUAGAAGGAACCUGAAACCGGGAUGAGGAUAUUUGUAGUGCCGUUUAGGAAUCUGUGGUAUGUGCUGUACAAAUUGCUCAAGAGUUAAAGUACAGUUAUGCAACCUAAUUCUCAAAUCAGUUUCAGCUGCUUUCACGUGCUGGUUUCAUAUGCUCUUUCUGCUAGAGCGAAU
Messenger RNA from Toxotes jaculatrix (banded archerfish), 4090 nucleotides. RefSeq lists its product as uncharacterized. Lineage: Eukaryota; Metazoa; Chordata; Actinopteri; Toxotidae. Gene Ontology annotation, molecular function: monocarboxylic acid transmembrane transporter activity. The transcript has 5 exons. The record is from RefSeq and is a predicted model, not a curated record. Gene Ontology annotation, biological process: transmembrane transport; monocarboxylic acid transport. Bases 806 to 2119 code for a protein of 437 amino acids.